Molecule: messenger RNA, 1910 nt
Organism: Funneliformis caledonium
Lineage: Eukaryota; Fungi; Glomeromycota; Glomeromycetes; Glomerales; Glomeraceae
Source: the annotation of a GenBank genome assembly
GUAGAAUAUUGGACACACUUUUGCUAAAGACUCGAGGCAACCAAUGUGAGACCAGUCAUCGAUGUUUGUUUCGUCAAAAUAAGAAGUCAUAUCUUCAUCCUCAACUUUCUCCGCUUACUAGAAGAUUUAAUAAUGGAAUUGUACUUAAAGAUUACUUACCACAAUCUUCGUCUCUGAGUUCCUCAACGAAAUCCACAAUUGCUAAAACUAAUCCAUCUGCUAUUCCCGCGUACUCCCUUGAAAGCAAAGAUAGAAGUAACCUUACAAGUCUUCGUGUGUUUCGAGAAAACUUCUAUUACUUCUCGCACGGCAUGACCAAUGAAGCAGAAUCCACUGUCCUUGACAACGCAACCAAAUUACCUAAGCUUUCUGGCGUAUUGCUGGCCAUGCAAAAACAGAAUCCACUGUCUUCAUCUUUCUGGCGUAUUGCUGGCCAUGCAAAGGCAGAAUCCACUACCUUCGUAAUAACGUUGAAUACUGACGAAAACAAACCAAUGACACAUGAUAUGUCAAGUGAAUUAAUAUGGAAGUCACAUGAUGAUCAACAUUAUAUUAUUGUCGCGAAAAUCGCGUCUUUACCAAUAUGUCUAACAUGUCUAUCUUCGAAUGAUGAAAGGCUUGCAUGGGAUCACUAUACAAGCACCUUGGCAUUAUCUCAAGAUGCAGAUAUAGAAAUUAAAACCUUGGCCAAAAGGAGAAAAGAUGAAGCAAUGGAAUUACGAAAAGGACAGUUGGAAGAGUUUUGGUGGGAAGUUGAAGUUGUGACUGCUGAGAAAAUUUUUGUGGCCGAAUUGCGCUGUAUUCAGCUAAAGAAUCAAGUAGUUGACGCUAAAAGACAUCAUCUACAAUUUAAUUCAGUACCCGAUCAAGCGAACAAAACAUCCUCACUACUUAUCUCAGAUGAAGUAGCUAUAGACCAGCACAAACAAGAUGAUGCCGUAACACGUAAGAGAAAGUCGGAAACCCUUGAAGAGAAUGACUUUUACGACAAUUACGAAGAAAUUGUAGAUGAAAUACAAGAUAAUAUUCUUAUUGUGGACAACAUAAAUGUCCGCUUAAGAAUAGAAGAAUGGCGCAAAAAUUCUGAACAUAUUUAUGAAAUACAUAAGCAAGAUUUGUUACGUUACAAUAUAAUCGAUACGAUCAGUACUUCAGCAACAGGGGACAGAAAUAUUUUCGGUGAUAUUUGGAGUACAUUAAUUGAUGAUAUGGAAACUGUAACUUCAUAUUCCAUAACGAAUUGUGAUGAUGAGAUUAACAAUUACGGCAAUAAUGUUUUGAAAAAUGUGACUUCUAUUGAAAAACUGAAAUUUGCAAUUAAGUCAAAUCGGUCCAUUUUAAGGACAAAUGAUAAUUCUAAACGUUUGAAAAGACAAGUCCUAAAUAUAUUGAAGGUUUAUAGCAAAAUUGAUACCAUUAUAAAAUUGGGUGAUUUAAACCUUGAAUUUUCUGUUGUGGAAGUUUCAGGACCUCCAACUAAUCCAGAUCAUAGCCAUUAUGUUGGGGACCGCAAUAAGAUUGCAAAAAAUUUAAAGGUCAUUUUAAAUUACUGUUAUAAUACAUAUCGUGGGGAUUUUAAACAAUUUCGCAAAAUCAAAGUGUAUGGCUUACAAGUUUACCGUAAUUCUUUUUACAUAUACAGUUUAUCAUUACCAUACUCUGGUGUAUAUUACUUCAAGGAAGAAUUUGUGUUCGACUAUCCCAUCAUCACCUUACUUGCUUUUAACACUUUACCGAAAUUCUUAGGAAAUCUAUGGAGAUUACGUAAUAUCAUUUCUUCAUCUGCCAAAGAUAUCAUAUCUUAUAUAGCGAAUGAAGAAGAAUCUUAUGAUAAUGAACAUAAUACUGAUCCAAAUCUUGAAAAGCUAAUGCUAUUGGACAUAACACAAGAAAACAUUCUGUUGGAAUAG